This is a messenger RNA of Scleropages formosus (Asian bonytongue), 1352 nucleotides long. It is a transcript of the gene ak4, whose product is annotated as adenylate kinase 4. Gene Ontology annotation, cellular component: mitochondrion. Gene Ontology annotation, biological process: nucleobase-containing compound metabolic process. Gene Ontology annotation, molecular function: AMP kinase activity; ATP binding. NCBI's taxonomy places the organism in Eukaryota, Metazoa, Chordata, Actinopteri, Osteoglossiformes, Osteoglossidae. The transcript has 5 exons. The record is from RefSeq and is a predicted model, not a curated record. Bases 377 to 1027 code for a protein of 216 amino acids.
UUCUUUACAGUUUUUCGCUAUCGGAUCAGGCGGCGCAUUUACGACAUGGAAAACGUUAUUGCGCUUCAAGUGUCUCUGACUUGAUGCCAGAUAUAACUGAGAGAGAGAGAGAGAGAGAGAGAGAGAGAGAGUUUUGCGGCACAGCGAAAGUUGGUGUGUUCCCUAAAAACGCGAUUUUUUGCGACGCGUGAGAUGAAGAAAACGCAAAACUGGAUGAACGUGAUCAUGAAAUUAAUAACUCACUGCGUGCCGUUGUGAUCGUGUUGCUAGCAGCCAGCAGAGCAAGAAAAAACACGAAUGGAUGGGCAGAAACUUUUCGUCCAGAGUGUGUUAGAAGUCACUGGGGGGAUCACUGUGUGUGUUUGUGUUCAACAGGAUGAUGGCUAAGAUAUUCCGCGCCGUGGUCCUGGGUCCCCCGGGCUCGGGAAAAGGCACCAUCUCGGCCCGGAUCGCGCACAGUUUCGGCCUCCAGCAUCUGUGCAGCGGAGACUUUCUGCGGGAGAACAUCGCUGCCAAUACUGAAGCUGGUAUUUUGGCAAAAAAAUACAUUCAGAAGAAUCUUUUGGUGCCCGAUAAUGUCAUGACAUACCUUGUCCUUCCCAAGCUGGAGACAAUGACAAAGAAAAGCUGGGUCCUUGAUGGGUUUCCACGAACAGUAGCACAAGCCACAGCCCUGAACAACAUAUGCGACCUAGAUGUUGUCAUCAGCCUUAAUGUUCCAUUUGAGACGCUGAAGGAAAGACUGAGCGACAGGUGGAUCCAUCCAGCCAGCGGGAGAGUGUAUAACAUGGAGUUCAACCCACCUCAAGUCCACGGUGUGGAUGACAUCAGCGGAGAGCCCCUGGUCCAGCACGACGACGACAAGCCUGAAGUGCUGGUGGCCAGAUUGCGGCACUACAAAGACAUCGCCAAGCCUGUCGUAGACCUGUAUAGGGCCAAAGGCAUUCUACACUCGUUCUCGGGGACAGAGACGGACAAGAUCUGGCCCUAUAUCAGCUCUUUGCUUGGCACCAAGAUUCCAGCAUAGCAAACUGGUGCAAUGCUGCUUCCACUUCACAGCCAGAAACCCUGAAAGAAUUCUGGGAGCCAAAGUCCACCACUUAACAUCAGGAGCACGGGCAAAACGCAGGCCGAUUUCUAAAUAUAGAAGGCUCUAGACCGAUUGAAUCUGUAAACAGUCACUGUGGCACCAUAUGUCCUUAAUUUCUACAUACUGCUAUGUGUACAGUACCAGUCAAAAGUAUGAGUACACCUACUUGAAAGAGACUCGCUGGGGCCAAAAAACAAAGAAACUGGACUUUUGAGGAGUGGAAGUUGCCCUUAUGGACCAAUCAGUAAAAAAAAAAAAAAAA